CACACAGGCAGCGGCUGCUCUAGGUCACUUCCCACCGACACAGCACGAAAAUGAUGCUGCAACACCCAGGACAAGGCUCGGCUGCAGAAGUGAGUGCGACGGCCAUAGUGCCCUGUCUGUCCCCGACAAUGUCGUUCAGCUUUGAGGAUUUCACUAACCUCACCCCACUGGUUAAAGAGGAACUAAGGUUCGCCAUUCAGAAUAAGCGAUUCUCCACCCGAGCCCCCUGCUCUUUAGAUUCGGUGGUGGUGUCCGACGGCCCCUUAGAAUUGACAGUCCCCAAAUCCGAGUUUGCCCCAGAGGAAGAUGAUCGGAAAAAGAGGAGGAGGGAAAGGAAUAAAGUUGCUGCCGCCAAGUGUCGAAAUAAAAAGAAGGAAAGGACAGAUAGUUUGCAGAAGGAAUCGGAGAAGUUGGAAUCUAUCAAUGCAGAUCUGAAAGCCCAAAUUGAGGAAUUGAAGAACGAGAAGCAGCAUCUGAUCUACAUGCUCAACCUCCACCGACCCACGUGCAUCGUCCGGGCUCAGAACGGGAGGACCCCCGAAGACGAGCGCAACCUCUUCAUCCAGCAGAUCAAAGAUGGAACCCUGCAGAGCUAAGAGACUUGUGUGAUGGACCUGAGCAUCUCACUGUGUUAUUACAAGUCACUUAAACCUCCAACGGCCAAUGACUGUGUGUCGGAGAGACUCCUUGCUCCGGAAUUCUACCCGGGGAAAAGGCCUGGAUGGGGAAAGACGUCUUGUCAGAAGACUGGAUUCUGACGGCCUGGAAGGGUAUCACGUGACUGAAUCCUAAGUAUCCCCCUAGAGGGAACAGCGUUCUUUGGAAGAUGCAGCAAACGUCAUGGGGCUUUAACUAGAAGCCAUUUACUAAUCCUGUUAUUAUUUAGCAGCACUAUGGGAUUUGUUUGUUAUUUUCAACACAAAAAUGUGCAAUUUCUCUUUUUUUUUUUUUUGCCAGAACCACAAUAAGUAGACAUUUCAGUGUUUGGAAUCAAUGGGGUCUGAGCUACUGUCAACCACCCAUGUGUUAGUUAAGACUUACAAAGCAUUGCCUUAUAGGGGACGUAUUAAAGGAGAAGGAAAGCUACAGAGGCAGUUUAUUGCCAAUAGAUUAGCCACAAUAGUGCGAGCGAUUACACUAUAUUUAUUCUGCUUUACCAUACCUGAAUAAACAGCUUUAGAAGCUCUCUCUGUUUAGGAUAGCAGCUGCCAUAAUAGCUUGGUGUGACAUCACUUCCUGUCUGAGUCUCUCCCUGCUCACUCAUAGCUCUGGGCUCAGAUUACAGUAGGGAGGGAGAGAGGAGCAAACUGAGCAUGCUCAAGCCCUAGUCCUGGAGGUUUAAGCUAAAAACAGGAAGUCUGAUACAGAAGUCCACGUAUACACAAUAUAAGGAAAGAAAUAUGGUGUUUCUUUUGACUCAGAGCAACAUUACUUUGAGGCUUUACUGGUGUAUUUAUAUAGACCUUUCUGAUAAAGUUUACUUAAUUUUAACCUUUCCUUCUCCUUUAAGCACUACGCUAAUCCAUAUAGGCUUGGCAAUAUUACCCCUGCUUUUCCAUAAACCAUAGGCCACUGGAUUGAUUUGGCUGUGUAAGAAUUAUGAGAAUGUGCUCACUACCCCUUAAAGAUCCCUGUGCAGAACAGUACAAUUGAAAGUAGUUCAGGUGAGAGGAGAAGCAGCUAUUUAGUCAGUCAUCUCCACCUGUUUUGUUCUGUACACCAACCAUUAUCAUUCUAGGGUGGGGAUAUAAAUAUGUGAAAAGAACAUAAAAUGCCCCUUACGUUCUAUUUUUUAUUUAUUUACCAAUCACUUCCCCGGGCAGUACCCAUUGGCAUCAGUGCCACCAGUAAUGAAUAGAGGAAAGAGCUAGUCAUUUAGUCAUUUAUACCUUCUAUACAGUGUGUUGUGUAAGACAAAAGCCAAAACAUUUCCCCAUAUUCUGCUUUUUUUUCCCCCCAAGUACAAAUAAUGGCAUUUACUUGUUUGGGAUGUGUCUAAUAUUUAUAUUCUGCAACAGAAUAUUAAAUGCGUCAUGCUGGGAUAUAUUGUAAUGUCCCCUAGCUCCACGGUUGAAUGAAGUCCAAAAAUAGUACAAUCUAAACACAGAAAUUGCCCCUGACCCCUAGAGGGGUUUGUAGUUUUAAAGGCAUUCAGGUUAGUGAUGUGCGGGUCGGGAUUUCCCCAACCUGCACCCGACCCUAACCUGCCCUCCCUUAGCCCAUGCCCACCUGCAUCCGCACUUCCGGGUUAUUUUUAUAGACCCGCACCGAUCCGCCCCACCGACGAUGUCACAAAAGUGGCGGGGCAAGCAGGCACAUCAUCUAUAAAAGACUAACCAUUUGACGGUGGCGGGCGGGGAGAGCAGGAGAAGAGCUCAACCCGCACCCGCCACCUGCAAAAAAGCGUGCAAGGUUGGCCAUAACUUGCCCGACCCGCGGUCACUAAUUCAGGUAGCCACCACUGGCCUCUAGUGGCUGCAGAUGGAAUUACAUAUUGUCCAAUUACUUUCCAUCUACAUCCUCUAGGGGCAGUGUUUGUUAAAUGAAUUUGGUUUCCAACCAAAAUAGUAUUAAAGGACCCACCUGCCAUAUAGACAAAUGGAAGAAUAAUAGUUUAUCAGUACUGCCUGAUCAGUAUAACUGGGGGGCCUGAUGUUAUGUAGAUUGCAAGCUCACUGGGCCCAAUCAUAUUCCUUAAUCCUUAGAUGGGUGCACUGAAUAUAUAGACUUCUGUGUGUAGUUCAUGGAUGACAAACCACGCAUCUCGACUUCCUUUGUGUCCUACGUUUCCUACUAUAUAUAUAUAUGUGUAUAAAUUAUACCUAAAUCUAUAUAUCCAAAUAUAUUACAGGUGACGCAGGCGUCAUGUAAUUUUGUUUGGCUUUUUGUUAUAUCCGUGGCUUGUAUGUUAAUCCUGUUAGCCCUCUAUGUAUAGAUAUAUAUAUUUUUCACUAAGUCUGGAGCAUCUGCAGGUUGAAUUAUGGCCGCGGUUCUGCGUCCGACGCAGUUCCCGAUAUGUAACGGAUGUGAGGAUUUGCAUGCUAAGUCAGAAUAAGGUACUUUCAAACCUUUUGUUUUCUAUAAUGAGGUAUUUUGCGUUUUGAUACUUUUUAUUAAAUAUAUUGAAAAAGAAA
This is a messenger RNA of Xenopus laevis (African clawed frog), 3134 nucleotides long. It is a transcript of the gene atf3.L, whose product is annotated as activating transcription factor 3 L homeolog. Gene Ontology annotation, biological process: regulation of DNA-templated transcription; regulation of transcription by RNA polymerase II. Gene Ontology annotation, molecular function: sequence-specific DNA binding; DNA binding; RNA polymerase II cis-regulatory region sequence-specific DNA binding. Gene Ontology annotation, cellular component: nucleus. Lineage: Eukaryota; Metazoa; Chordata; Amphibia; Anura; Pipidae. The record is from RefSeq and is marked provisional.